Molecule: messenger RNA, 708 nt
Organism: Galdieria sulphuraria
Lineage: Eukaryota; Rhodophyta; Bangiophyceae; Galdieriales; Galdieriaceae
Exons: 4
Coding region: 81-575 (164 amino acids)
Molecular function (GO): zinc ion binding
Source: RefSeq, a predicted model, not a curated record
UAGCUUGGGAGGAAUAACAUGCAUUGAAAACACUAGAAUUUCAAGAAUAGUUCUAGAAAGUUUCAGUGUUGGUUGAAACUAUGCAAAGUUUCAAGUGGGAAUGGACAAUGCCCAUUCAUUGUUUAGAAAUCAAAGCUUCGUGUUCUCCCAACGUACAAAACUUAAGAGAAGAAAAUAGUUACAUAUGGCAUUUGCAGCUACAAUGUAUGCAAUGCAGUGAAAAGACAGGAUGGAUUACAGUCGAUCCUAGUCAAGAAAUGGCUAGAGUGAGAAGUGGAAUUUGUCACGUGUUGUUGCACUGUCGACUAUGUGGUAGACAGUGUACCAUAACAAUAUUAGAAGAACCUCACGUGUAUGACAAAAACGAAGAGUUUCAACAGUUUGCUUCUUUCGACUGUCGAGGACUCGAGCCAAUAGAUUGGAAUCCUGUAGGAACCGAUUUCAUUGUGGAGUUGAACUCUGGUGUGGUUAUGAGACAAGUUUCUUUUGAAGAAGGAGAAUAUUAUGACUAUGAUGAGAAUCAAAAAGAACAAGUUUUUAUCACUUGUUUGGAAUGGCAAUGGAAGAGAGUCUAGCAUGAAAAGUUUACCAUAAACAACACAACUAGAUAAAGAUAUCAUUCUCUAUUACAAACUUUUGUGACAACUAUAUAUAAUAAACAACAACACAAACAAUCACAAUUAUCACAAUAUACAAAAGUAUAAGAAU